CAGCGAGCGACUAGCAUAGAGACAGCGAGCGACUAGCAUAGAGACAGCGAGCGACUAGAAUAGAACAGAUCUGUUCGACGUAAUAAGCAUAGAGAUUCAGGAUUUCCGUUUUGUCGUCAGAAACGCGUGCGAUUUAUUAUCCUAUUUCACACAAAUUCAACCACGAGAGAGGACAUUAGCGUUGACCUCCUCGCUACACGGAACAGACAACAAAACUAAAUUUUUUGUUUUCCCCCUCCACCGAACAAUUAAACAGACCUAGGGAGGGGAAUUAAGAUAUUAAAAAGGUGAGCCAAGCUUAGUGAGGACAGUACGACGAAAUCGAGCGAGCCGUCAAGUACACAUACAAAAUGAAAAUCAACCAGGAGCUAAAAAUUUGGCUGGAAAACUGGGAGCCGUCUAAAGAACAACUACCCGAGCAACGAGAACAUUACCCAAGUCGGUUUUGGCCCGACAUGUUAAGGGCAAACACGGCACAGGCGAAGCAACCAAAUGAACAAGUCACAAAUCAAGCGCCGAGACAACAUAUCAAAGAUCGGAAACAAGGGUAUAAAAGAGACAAAACCACAGCCCGAGACAACAGUCCGCAACCAUGGAUAUAAACGAGACAAUCGACAACCUGUUAACGACUUGGAACGAAGCAGAGGCCCAGGCCCUUUGGGAUUCACUAGUUACGACCGAGGACACGAACCAUAAUCACGGGAAACAAGGCCAAAUGACGACAAGAAAGCUGCCACCAAGGAAAAGACCACUAUCGGAUAGGCUAAUCAACAAACCAAAGCGAAAACCAGCCAUCGCCUACCUAAAAACUCCGCCAACAGCCAGGAUAGCAGAGAAAAAAUUACAAGCGCUGAUGAACCAGGAGCAGCAACCAACGAAGAGACAUCGACCACACAUCAGGCCAUUUACGUGGGGCACACAACAAACACCGAAUACGGCAUCAAUGACCAUCAAACCACAAACACCCCAACCACCACCAACAACGGACAACAGCAGGCAGGCACAACCGGACCAAUCCCGGACACGACCAGCGGUGAAAAUCCUCGCGGACAAACGGGUAACACAAAGAAUUUGCAUAAAAAUCCCGACACGAAAACGCUAUCGAGAGAGAUUGAUUGGAGAGCUCCUCUGAGACGCUCAACCGACCAGAGCUCGAAACCUCCCAGAGAUCCUAAACCAUCCCGCCGACCGAAGUGGAUACGCAACGUCGGCAUCCUAUCCACGCACCGUUCCGUCGACCGAAGUGGAUACGCGAUGUCGGCCUCCUACCAGAACACCGUCCCGUCGACCGAAGUGGAUACGUGACGUCGACAUUCUCGUCCUGAACCGUUCUGCCGACCGAAGUGGAUACGCGACGUCGACAUCCUUGUCCUCACACCACACCGCUAGCGCAUAACGUCGCGAACACUUACAAGUCACGAGAUAUCCCGUGACAAAGAUCUCUUCGAAACCGGUCCGGUUAAAAGCUGGUGUCAACAAUAAGCUUAAGGCCGCCGAGUCAACGAACUCAUACGACGGGCGAUAGAACAUCGGGAAACAAUACCGGCCGCGUCCCGCCGGACGCCCGUACGCCUAGACGCUCGCAGCUGAUUCCGCGACGACAAUAUCGGCUCCCGACGAGAGCAAAAACGCGACCACACACCA
Odontomachus brunneus is the source of this 1644-nucleotide messenger RNA. RefSeq lists its product as uncharacterized. Lineage: Eukaryota; Metazoa; Arthropoda; Insecta; Hymenoptera; Formicidae. The record is from RefSeq and is a predicted model, not a curated record. The transcript has 2 exons. The coding region runs from base 593 to 1132 and encodes 179 amino acids.